AUGAGUCUAGAUUCCGACGGAAAAUUAUCCAAGAAAUUAAAAACAUGCCUUCUGAAUACUUGUCAUAUGAAAACUUUAAAAAAAAGAUUACCUAUCAUUAAAUGGCUACCAAAAUAUAAACUUGAAUAUAUUUUGCAAGAUUGUAUAGCAGGAAUCACAGUGGCACUGACCGCCAUACCUCAAGGAAUUGCAUACGCAGUCCUCGCUGGUCUACCACCUGAAUACGGAUUAUACGCAUCCCUGACUUCUGGAAUAGUCUACGUCAUAUUCGGAAGCUGCUAUAAUGUCACUGUGGGACCUACUGCCAUCCUCGCUUCGAUGACCGCCAGAUAUGUUGCCGAUUACUCAGCUGACUUUGCAAUUCUCGCCGCUUUCUUAGCAGGAGUAGUCAUAUUACUUCUUGGCAUUUUAAACCUCGGAUUUCUAGUGGAGUUCAUAUCUGUGCCAGUGAUAAGUGGAUUUACAAAUGCUGCUGCUCUUCAAAUUGCUGCAUCGCAAUUAAAGCCCUUCUUUGGAUUGGAUGGAUCAUCAGGCAACUAUUUUGCCGAGUCUAUUUAUUAUUUCUUUUUCAAUAUAAAAACUGUGAAGCUUUGGGAGCCUAUACUGGCUACAUGUACCAUAAUUAUGUUAACAUUAUUAAAACGGUUAGGAGAAGAUUGUAACCGUGCGGAUGGAUUCAUUAGACAAGCGAGAUGGUUCAUAUCGUUGUCAAGGAACGCUGUUGUUGUUAUAAUGGGUAUGGUCAUCGCAUAUGCUUUGAAAUUCAUAUACAAUUCAGAACCAUUAAUUUUAAUUGGUGACAUCGGAAAAGGUUUACCAGAAUUUACUUGGCCGCCAUUCAGCACUACAGCUGGUAAUCAAACUUUGAACUUCAUUGAAAUGGUGGGUAUUUUAGGAGCUCAAGCUGUUGUGAUACCAUUUGUAGCGAUUCUAGAAACUGUAGCAAUCGCGAAGGCUUUUGCUGAAGGUGGACGAAUUGAUGCUACCCAAGAGUUGAUUGCUGUUGGACUCUGUAAUAUUGUUGGGUCUUUUGGACAAAGUAUGCCUAUAACAGGUUCCUUUGCAAGAACAGCUUUGAACCACAUUUCUGGUGUGAAGACCCCAGCUGGUGGAGUCACUAAAGUAUUACUUCUUGUUGUUGCUUUAACGUAUUUGACAUCUACAUUCUAUUACAUACCUAAAUCAUCACUAGCUGCUCUUAUUAUCACUACUUUAUUUCACAUGACAGACUUUAAAAUUUUUACGAGUUUGUGGAAAGCUAGUAAAAAGGAACUUUUAGUAUUAAUAACAACUAUGGUUAUGUGCUUAUUUUUUGGGCUCGAAUAUGGUAUUAUUACGGGAAUCGUCUCCGAUGCUUUGUUGCUAUUGUACGAUGUGGCGAGACCCUUUAUCGAGGUACAAAUAAUAAACUGUGACAAAGGCAAUUUUAUAAUUGUUAAUUUAACUGAGAAUAUAGCUUAUUGUGCAGUUGAACAUGUCUGUAAGACGGUUGUCAAAGCUGCUUCAAAGACAGGAUCUGCCGUGACUGUAGUAUUAAAUGGGGGUAGUUUGAAGAAGCUAGAUUUUACUGCUGCCUCUAAUUUAAUGUCCACUGUUAAAGACUUGGAUAGAACAAAUCCAUUGGUGCUGUUAAAUUUCAACAGAGCCUUAAAGAAGCUAUGUGUAAAUAUUGAUCUAGUUUCAGAGUCUAAGUUUAUUUAUACGUCUAGCCUACAGGAGUUAAUAAACUAA
Arctia plantaginis is the source of this 1731-nucleotide messenger RNA. The record is from the annotation of a GenBank genome assembly. Lineage: Eukaryota; Metazoa; Arthropoda; Insecta; Lepidoptera; Erebidae.